AUGCAAGGUGCUCGUGGAUUCCUCUCUUGCGCUUCUUGCCGGCAACGGAAACUGAAAUGUGAUCGGAAGGAGCCGUGCGGUAAUUGUGCCACGAGAGGUGUUGACUGCGUUUAUGCCACUGUAUUACGAAGCCGGAACUCUGCUCACACAAGACAUGGAAACCAGCAUCUCUCUGCGCGUAUUCGCCAAUUAGAGCAUCUUGUCGGUACAAGCGUUGCUCCAGGGUCGCCGAUUCAAGAUGCUGUUGAUCCAUCGAAUAUUCAGGAAUUGGGGUUCGCCGUUGAAAGCCGUGAGCAAGUUGCAUCUGACCAAGCACAGUCGAAUGAUAUCGAGGUCAAGCCCGGCCACAUGAUAUCAAACAGCGGUCAGGUGGUGUAUGUCUCCGGCAUUCACUGGGCAGCGAUUUGCAACGAAGUUGCAAGCAUUAGAGAGCAUAUCGAUCGAGACCACUCGGCAGAACCUUUGGAUUUUCCAGGUCAAAUCCAACAUGAGGGGGGGCCAAUGCUCCUCGAGGGGACACACCCUAGCUCGGAUCUAGCGGCAGUACUAUGUGAAAUCCCCCCGAGGGAUGUGGCUGACAGACUGGUAUCUCGUUACAUCAAUUCGAAUGAGCCGUCUGCUGUGAUCAUUCAUAAGCCCACUUUUGGACAAGAGUAUGCCCGUUUCUGGCUUGAACCCCACAACUUCUCCGCCCCGUGGCUGAGUCUUCUUUUCGGUAUCAUGUCCAUGGGGGUAUUCUUCUACGUACGAUCACAAGAUGACCUUCCGAACGGGUUAGGCAGUCCGCGCAAUGCCAUGGAUGUUUUUCAACGGUGUUCCACGGAAUGUCUCAUCAUAUCCAAAUAUUCUACUAUUCCUACAGCCCACACUAUGGAAGCGCUGCUGCUCAACAUCCAAAACGAGUAUGUUCGACGUCGAGAUGCUCACUUGGGCGUAUGGGUUCUUUGUGGCAUUGCUACCAGGCUGGCGAUGCGGAUGGGAUAUCAUCGAGACCCAGAGCACUACUCACAGAUUUCUACCUUCAAUGGUGAGAUGCGACGUCGUGUCUGGGCGAUAAUUUUACAACUUGAUGCCUUGACUUCAUGUCAGCUUGGAUUGCCUUCCAUGAUACAAGAAUCACAGUGUGAUACUCAGCUUCCACACAACCUCAUCGACGAAGAUUUUGAUGCAGACACGAUGCGACUGCCACCCUCGCGGCCCCAUACCGAGCUAACGCCUGUAUCUUACACGAUUGCAAAAGCUCAACUUCUGUCCGUAUUCCGAACUAUUUUCAACGAGGUUUGCCUCGGUCGGGUCGAGGGAUAUGAGGAGAUCAUGGCUCUUGAUAAACGCUUGCUCGCCGUGCAGAGCUCCAUCCCACCCCGUUUUCGCAUGACUUCGUCCGAAGCAUCCGUCACAACGCCUUCUCAUUUACUAAUUCGGCGUUACAAUAUUGAACUGCUUUUCCAGAAAGCCCGGUGCUUUUUGCAUCGUCACCAUAUGACAAAGGCUUACCAAGACCCCAAAUUCAGUUAUUCGCGAUCCUCUUGCAUCGACGCGGCAAUGUCCAUCCUUUCACACCAGAUGAACAUUUUCAAAGAAGUCCACCCUGGUGGUCUUCUUUAUCGAGACAAAUGGUUUAUCUCUUCUCUUGAGCAGCAUGACUUCUUACUUGCAUCCAUGAUCGUCUGUCUUGAACUUGGCUCCCGUGGUUCCGAAGGCUAUGCGCCUUCCAGUUCAUACGACCGUAAUCUUGGGAAUUAUCGCUCGGAGGAGCUGAUUGAAGCCCUCAAAAACUCCCGUCAAUUUUGGGCAGAAUUCAAAGCGAGUUCCACUGAAGCCCAAUUCGGCCUGGAUCUUAUUUCAGCUAUGCUACAGAGAGUUUGCACAUCCCAAGAAUCUCAGGAAAGUUCCCUUGAGGACUUUCAAUCGCUUGGGGACCUUCAAAAUCCUAUCUUCUCGUACGAUCCUUCGUUCUUGCAGGAAGAAAUCUCGCCGCAAAACUCAUAUCUGGAAGGGAUAGAAGCAAUGCUCGCUACUCCUAAUAAUGUCGAUUGGGGCCUCUGGGAGACGUUUCUUCAACGCUCUCGUACCGCGUCAGAUUCUCAACUUUCCCAUGCCGUAAGAUUCAAUAAACUACGGGCCAUAACCUAG
This is a messenger RNA of Penicillium roqueforti, 2133 nucleotides long. Its product is annotated as transcriptional regulator family TF. NCBI's taxonomy places the organism in Eukaryota, Fungi, Ascomycota, Eurotiomycetes, Eurotiales, Aspergillaceae. The transcript is spliced from 9 exons. Gene Ontology annotation, biological process: DNA-templated transcription; regulation of DNA-templated transcription. The record is from RefSeq and is a predicted model, not a curated record. Gene Ontology annotation, cellular component: nucleus. The coding region runs from base 1 to 2133 and encodes 710 amino acids. Gene Ontology annotation, molecular function: DNA binding; DNA-binding transcription factor activity, RNA polymerase II-specific; zinc ion binding.